GUUUUACUAGGAUAUACAGACAUAGUUACAACUUACUAUUAGUUAGUAGCUUCAAAUGUUCAAACAAUGUUCGUUGAAUAGAAAAUAUUUCAGCGUUUGACAAUAUGCCCAAUUGAUCAUUUUCACAAUGAAGGCCAAUGAUGACUUAGAGUCGCAACGGCUUGCUCUCAUCAGAGCCGUCAGAUCCCUCGACGAAGACAAAACAGUUGCCCUGCCCGAAAAAAUACAAACACUUUGGACAUUGCUUUCAGCAACUAAAAGCACAAGACUUCAUGGCGUUGAAGAGAACAUACUACGAUGGAUAUUCAAACACAUGAGCGGCAAUACCGAAACUGCUGAACAAGUCCGUCGGUAUCCUCUCACCUGGUCCAUUCUUAGCUAUGUGUUCCCCCAGAUCCCGUCGCAAUCUCUGGGGAGAUCACUUGCCUCGCUUCGCUUUGUAUCAGUCUUACAUCAAGCCCUUGGAGAUAUCACUACAGCUCAAAGAAAGCCCCCGGUAUUACCAAACCAAACGAAUGGGAUAGCACCGAAGAAAACGCGGAAGAGGAAGAGAGAUGACAAGUUUCCUUCUGACAUUGAGGAACUUCGUACCCCCGAAGGUUGCAUAAAAUCAGCUACCGAACUACUUAGGGCUCUGAGCAACCUCAUUGGCCAGGGAAAUCAUCGUGUAGUGUCGAAUGCUCCCGACCGAAGGGUUGGUGCCGAACACAUCAAGUCGCUUUUUUCCUCAUCCAACGAAGAAACUAGAGAUAUCGCCGCGAGAUUGAUAUUGACAUGCGAUCGCUCAUUGAGUGUUCUUGACGGUGGUCUUUCGCAAGAUCAGGCACUGUGGAUCAAUACUAUCACAACUUUAUGGAAUAUCCGCCUUCACAAUAAAGAUGACAGCCUUGAUUUUGCCAGGCACAUGUAUAUGCCCGUCACUUCAAUAUUGACGAGGUUGCGCGGUAUAGCUGGGGUCACGCCUGUACCGGUGGCCAGUGAUGCUGUCAAAAGCCUUUGGAUACAGCAGCUCGAGCAAUCUUUGAGCGCAUACUUCAUCCGCCCUGCCCGGCACAUAUUUGCGAUAGAUGGAAACUUCGAGGUAAUAGAGACCGCACUAGAAGUCUCAAAAAGGAAUAUAGGCGGCUCAGUCAUAGCUAUGUGGGAUGUAGUAGCUACCGUUCCUCAGGACUCAAGCAAUCCCAAGGCCAAGGCAGAGCAUUCAUCAUGGGCUCAAAGUGUUUUCAAAAUUCUACUCAAAGCUAUUCAACCUCUGGAACCCUCGGGUCGAAAUCAAGUCAUUGCUCACAUGUUAGACACGGCGAUCAAGAGUGAUUCUGUCCCAAGUACAGAAGCACUUCGUGUAGUAUGUAGAGAACACGCACUUAUGGUAGACGAAACCAAUUGGAGCCUGAUCGCCAAAAUAAUCGCUUGCGAUGCCGACGUGUUCCUGAUGGACGAUACCUUGAUCAAAGUCGUUUUCGAUCGAAUCAGUUCUUACUCGAACGAAGCCUCUUCUACUAAAGAUACAAUCGCUACCGAUAUUAUUCUUCCCAUAGAAGAUGCUUUUGCGAAAGCACGGAAUUUAUCAGGCUUUAUUCAGAAAUGGUAUGAUUGCCUCUGCGAGAGCGUCGGGAACUCGUUGGACCAAGCUAUUUGGUUUGACGUGAAAAUCCGAGAUCGACUCUCUAGCAUUCUGCAGAGUUCGUUAACCAGCACACAACUUAUGCGUGUCCUAGAGCGUCUGGACACUUCCGAUGCCAAUAGUGGUGCGCUUUUAGUUGUCGUGGAUGCAAUCUCUACUAGGGUUACUGAAGAGGAGUUCAUCAGGAAUGCUGACUCGAAAAUAUUCAAUGCUAUCUUCAAGGAUAAGGCCUAUGAGAACAUCCCACCUUCAGUACUGUCAUUAAGGUGGCGUAUUGCUGGUAGGAUGGCCUCUUGGGAAAUGACAGACGAAGCCAGCCGACUUUGGAAGGAAUUAAAAUCAACUCUUAAACGGGUUCUUAAGAAAGGUGCUUUAAAUGAUCCUGAGACCUUUGAGGCAUUCAGCUGCUGUUACAAGCUGUGGCUAGCUUUCUAUCCCGAAGGCAAAUAUGAAGGGGAUCUAUCUAAGUUAGCCUAUUCGUUCCUCCAAAGGCUCAUCUCCGAGAUGAAAACCAGUCAUGACCUCGCUGUGUUUCAAUUCUACAUAGAUCUCGUCUUCCAAUCCCUCCCAAUGCUCGUAGGAUCGCCAAAACAGGAUAUCAAUGCUCUGAUCUCACUCAUCGUGGAUAUAUAUUGGCAUAUUGGACAACAAUUCACACUUGAAGGUGAUAUACAGCUUGGCCAUCAUAUACGUUCACUUUUGCGCAAUCCCGAUUGCGAGGACGACGAAGCAUUAAUCGAUGCCCUGAUAUCGCAACCCCUCGAUGCUCUCGAUAGUGCAGAGACACGAUCAGGCUGGACACAGCUGCAGAGCCUCGGGCUACUUCGAAUUCUUUCCGAGUUUCCGAAUGAGGUUUUCUCGAAAGGACGCCGCAAACGCAUUUUGUCCUCCUGGAAGAAAUGGAAGUCGGCGAUAGCUACUCAUGCAUCUCAGGACUCCCAAUUCACAAUAACUAUGCUUGGGUUGUUGACUAAAAUCAUGCAGCAACCAACAUUUUACGAAGAUAUGGAAUUCGACGAUCUUGUCGAUUUGUCUCUAAAUAUAGAGAUACUUGAUAAGAAUGUUUAUACGUUGUUAGAAAAGCUCAUCGAUCUAACACUAAGACAAAUGGCCACCGAUACCGAAGGAUCUUCGCUGACUUAUUUUGCUGGUGCAUCAAAAUUUGUAAAAGGCAUUGUGCCAGAUGACUCAAGCCAUACAAGCCCUCACAUGCUUCUAAUGACAGGCCUAGCUUCUGUGCUGCAUGCAUUGCCUCCAAGUAAACCGUAUAUUUCUGCCAUCAACGUCGAAGAAAUCACGCAGAAACUGGAACAUAUGGUCCAAACCAGUCUGUCUAGAUUCGCAUCUGAUAGGAAGACGAUGGAAGUGGCCGCAGCAGAUGAGUCAGUGUUGCUCUCGCUUUCCACGACAUUAAAAGGAGCCGCCUGCGUCGUUGAUAUCAACGAGGGAAAGCCCAUCACACUUGCGGAGAAGACAGUCCACCAAUUAGAAGCCAUAAGUGCGACAUACAUCUCAAAGGAUGUCAGCGUUGGCUGGGAGUUGCGUACCUUCCUUCUUCAUAACUACCCUGGUCGAUAUGAUACGGCAGCAUUCUUCACGCAGCUAGAACAAGCAUCUCAGACAGUGGAUGAGGACGUAGUAUAUGCCCUAGUGGACGUUUUCGUGAAAAGUAAGGACAAUGGCGCAAGAGACCAACUGCUUAUCGAUUUACUUGGUGAUAAGCUUCCUACCAGCUCCGUCGGACUCCUACUUGCAGUCAGGAGGCUCAUUGAGCUGCACCAAGGUUCCAAUUCUCCAUCAGGUAGUGGUGAUAACCAUGGCGGUCUCAAUUUGGCAGCCGUCUACGAGCGACUUGCUUCACAGCUAAGCUGUGCCGAAUCACUUCAUCAUUUCAAGCUUCUGUCGGAUAUUUUGGCGUUGCUACUUGAAAAGCACGCCAACUCGAUGACCCAGUUCAAUAUUGAGAUGACGCUAAGUAGCGUUGUGCACGUAUGCUCACCGGAGGGCCCACGUUUCCAAGCCCCCAGGGCGGCGGGGGAAGUGUACGAGAAGUUAUGCAAACUCGUGGCCAUUGUGCUCAGACGGCAUCGACUUCGGCUGAGAGGGCACUUUCCAAUUCUGCUUACCACAUUACACGUGCUUCUUAGUACUCUGCUUGCCGUCCCCGAUGCUGCGUCAUCUCAAAUAUGCUUGCCGUGGCUUCACUCACGGUUGCAGUCGAGGCAUGCCGAGCGGUUUACUCGUUUGGUCACAUUAAUAUGCGAGCCGAGCGCGGGAUCGGUAGCGAGAGAGAGAUUAAGUGAUCUAGACUCGGCGACCGACGCAGCAAAGCGGGCCGCAGGGCACCAUAUGUUUACUAUUUUGGAACUGUAUAUCAAAUUGCAGCUCGAGGCUGCUAUCCCUCUGGACAUCAGAAAGGCGCUCGAGCCUGGUGUAUACGCUAUUAUCGAUAUCACACCGCAGGGUUGCAGAAGGAUAUUAAAUGAGUCGCUCGAUGCCAAUGGGCGGGCGAUCUUUAGGCAGUUGUUUGCGGAUUACAAGAAGUUCGGGAAGUGGACUGGCGUCUAGUUGGAUCUUGGCUUGCUGUAUACUGUAUAAUACACCCCUUCAAACUAAGUAAUGGCUUAGAUAGGUAGAUAUGAUAUUGUAACGGUUGUUGUGGGGGAGAUCAGAUCAGAAGGAAAGCAAGCAGACUAGCUUGAAGCUCUGCUACACUACCUACGAUAUAAAUCGUAUAUACCUACCUGUAGGUAACAUCAAGUAUACCUACUGUCUGCCUACAAUUCACAUUCGUAUAUACCUGUAUUCCCACCUACUUACCAAGGCUUACCUAUUACGCGACUUGCCUA
Hypoxylon fragiforme is the source of this 4473-nucleotide messenger RNA. Its product is annotated as Urb2/Npa2 family-domain-containing protein. Bases 128 to 4192 code for a protein of 1354 amino acids. Gene Ontology annotation, biological process: ribosome biogenesis. Gene Ontology annotation, cellular component: nucleolus. The record is from RefSeq and is a predicted model, not a curated record. The transcript is spliced from 5 exons. Lineage: Eukaryota; Fungi; Ascomycota; Sordariomycetes; Xylariales; Hypoxylaceae.